Rhizopus microsporus ATCC 52813 is the source of this 1422-nucleotide messenger RNA. RefSeq names its product alpha/beta-hydrolase. The transcript is spliced from 2 exons. Bases 38 to 1363 code for a protein of 441 amino acids. Gene Ontology annotation, molecular function: hydrolase activity. Lineage: Eukaryota; Fungi; Mucoromycota; Mucoromycetes; Mucorales; Rhizopodaceae. The record is from RefSeq and is a predicted model, not a curated record.
CUUUUUUUAUUCUUUUUUAUUAUUAUUCUAAAACAGCAUGAAUUCAUUAAGAAGCGCAUUCAAUAAAAUACCUUCAGGAACAACGAUCAAGCUAUUAAAAAAAGUGUUUUCUUUACCUGCGCCUGCUGCAAGAUUGAUAUUAAAUGAUAUAACAAAACCACGAUCAUCACAUAAGCCAUGGAUACGUAAAGUAGCCUGGAAUAACGAAUGGUCUGGUUGCUGGCUUGGCGAAAACGUAAGCCAAUUAGAUGAAGAGUCUUUAUCAAAGAGAAUACAUAAUGCUGAUGUUAUUCUCUUUAAUGUACAUGGUGGCGGAUUUAGAGUAGGAAGUUGCACAAUGUAUAUGGAUACUUAUAUUGAAUGGAUAAAGCUACUAAAGUACAACUAUGGUCUGGAAGCAUUAAUCAUGUCUAUUGACUAUCGAUUAGCACCUGAAUACAAAUACCCAAGCCCUGUCGAAGAUGUGGUUCGAGCUUAUGAGCAUCUUACAAAGACACUAAGUAUAAAUCCUGAAAAGAUCAUUGUCAUUGGCGAUUCUGCUGGUGCUUCCUUGGUUCUCGAAAUGCUCUUUAUCACGCAUGAUCCAAGCAUGUUUGAAAUUGUUACAGAUGAAACAGGCGAUAGCUCAGCAGAUAGUGGACCUACUCUCACCGAAUUACCUCGACCCGCAGCUGCUGUUAUUAUCUCUCCUAUAGUUACAGAUGAGACCUGUUCUCCCUCAUGGGAAACCAACUUAAAGUACGACUAUAUAUCCCAAUAUACCGCCAAAGUGAUCAAAAAGGACUACUUUGAGCCCUCAGGCCCUGAUUCGCCUCCUGACUCUAAUCAAGUACUGGGAAUUGCAAAGCUCGAAACUGGCUUCCGUGCCUUCUUGCCUGACCAUGUUUUGAUGUACAUUGGCAACAAGGAAGUCUUGCGCGACGAUGCACUUGACUUGGCUAUGCGCGCAGAAAAUGAUAAUGUCAAUUGGGAGACAGUGAUUGAAGACGCCGUCCACAACUGGUUUGUGGUUCCAGAGGUCGUCAAGGACAAGUCAAUAUGCCAGCGUGCUAACGCUACCUUUGCUGACUUUUGUUAUCGAGCUAUACGUCAUAUCCCAAAUCAAAAUCUGCCGUUUAAAGCAGGGACAUACAUCACUCGCUACAGUAACACGAGUGUCUCAAGUGAUUUCUCCUCAUUGAGAAGAUCUUCAGAGGGGCUUGAAAUGGUCUUAGAGGAUGAAGAAGAAGAAAAGCGAGAAGAAGAAUAUUAUAACAAUCCUUCUGAUUCUGAAUCAGGUGCUUCCACAGCUAACCUUGAUAAACCAGAUACAAUUAUCGCUGAAAAAGUUUCAAAGCAAAAACCACGAACAGUGUUUGUAUAAUAAAUUAUUCUAUUGUAAAUAAAAUCUUUCUCCUUUUACUCGUUUUGAAUAAAUCCCCG